AUGUCCUCCUCCGAAGGGUCCGAUGAUUCGGAAGGAUCGGGCACAUCAAAAACACCGUCUGUCGAUUCGAUUCAGCAAAGGAUAGAAAAUUUGCGAGCAAAAUAUCAAGAUAUUCUACAAGAAGGAUUCUUUCGAAAUUUACAACAUGAUUGGCUACAUCAGGAAGCGGCCGAACCUAACUUGACCCAGGCAACACCAUCGGACGCCUCCACGCUCGAGUGUGUAAGUGAUGCGUGCGGAAGCUUUAUAAUGUUGAAUGGGAGAAAAUUUCCACUAGAAUUCUUCCGAGACAUUUCACCAGAGACUGUAGAACUCUCCCCGAAAGAAUCGGUUGCACUUAGCAGCUGCAAGGAAAACGAGCUGCUAGAACAGGACGAUUAUAACAAUCCUUAUGUGGUCCCAACACCGAAACAUAUUGCACGGCGAAAUGCGAAAAAAAGUAGAUUUCACACGGCACGCUCCCGGGGCUGUCAGGACGUAAAGCAACGAUUGCACGUUGAAGAGCUUCCUUUCGAUGAGGAAAUGCUAGGACCGAACAAAUCAACAAAGUUCCCAUCCCGGUUGGCUACCCAGCUCGAUGCACACUAUCGCAACGAACUAACAUACCGGCCCCGCAUACGAAACUUUUUGCGUAUCGACGCCAUCCAUAAUCUACGCGAAUCGGGACGCCGACUGUUCGAGACGUACUAUCGGCAGGAGUAUAUUGUUGGACAGACGCGCAAACAGCGCAUCGAGAACGAUUGCUACCAGCAGCUAGCGGAACGUUGCACCGAGCUCAGGGAAGCUGUCCGCACAAUUCGGCAAGAGCGGUUCAGUGCAACCAUGAGAGUGUUGGACACGGUGAAACCAUACUUUGAAACUUCUGCCCAGAUGGAAACACAGCUGAAAGCGCUGCAAAACCGUAUGACCAGUCUGUGGAAUCAGGUGGUGCGGCUGGAAAGCAUCUGGGUACAGCGACUGAAGCUGCAAAACUUCCUCUACCUCAUCAUGCCCAAGGAAUGGCGCGAACGCAACGACUGGAUACAUCAGGACGAUCACGGGCAACUCGAGAGUUACCCGGUUUCGAUAAGUCGCCGCGAUGUGGUUAAUAUUCGUAACAUUGACGAUGGUAACGAUAUCUGGGCGGUGAAGAGAUUCUUUGAGCACCAAUACCUUGCGAAGAAUAAACCCGUACACGAAGCCUUUGCAAGUGCGGCAGAUUUGUUGCACGGCGUGGAGGAGUUGAAUGCCAACUCCAUGACGCUGCUGUCGCGACUAGACCUCAUGAACUGGGUAAAGUCGAAUGCUGAAACGGAAUCGGAAAAAGUGCAACGAAACUUUGCGAACCAAAUUCAAGCCAUACGUCGCUUCAUACGGGACAUGGAUGAAAGGCGCAAAUUCUAUGAGAAGCGUACCGUGGAGCUAAAACUACUGUUCGAUGAGUUGGUGCAAGGGCCGCUUAAAGAAGCCAUCCACAAUGUGCAAAACCGGGAGAUAGAAAGUUUGGUUACGGUCGUCUAUAGUAAGCUUAGACCCGCGCAAGAACGUGACGAUGGUUCGACAGUUCAGCUGUCCGGUGUCACAUGCUUUGCGUUCAUUUUCGAAAUGGUCUUGCAACUGUUGGCUGACUUUGAUCAGAUGCCCGCCGCUUUAGUACACUCCAUCGAACAUAAGGUGCGUUUCCGUCGACGAAGGCGCACGAUUCAAGCGGUCCGAGCGGCGGAAGAGGAACAUCGAAUCAACCAGCUGGCGGUACAGCUACGCCGUGGACUUGCACCGCCCUACAAGAAGCCGGAUCACAAAGUUAAACCACCGCGCUCACGGCUCCGCCGCAAGGAACCGCCGGUUGAGGUGGUGAAACCACACAUCUCCAAAUUGGACGAGAUAUUCCGCACGGCGUUUGGCGACGAUGCCACGAUGACGCACGAGGAGCGACGUAACUUUGAGAUCGAUAUGAUCUAUCAGAACUAUUGCUCGGUACAGUUCGAUCACUUCCUGCGUAUGAUCGGUUACGAGCCGGAUUACGAUGUGGUAAGUCGGGUGCAGCAACGUGACGGACCGGAAGAGAACUUCUUCAAGCGCAAGGAGUUACUUCCUAGAGUGAUGAACAAACUGCACCAGUGGCAACAUAUGCAGCAGAUGUUGCGCAAUCGAUUGUUCGAAAGAAUGUCCGCGGAAUUGCAAACCGUUCGCAGUUAA
This is a messenger RNA of Anopheles marshallii, 2178 nucleotides long. RefSeq lists its product as uncharacterized. The record is from RefSeq and is a predicted model, not a curated record. Lineage: Eukaryota; Metazoa; Arthropoda; Insecta; Diptera; Culicidae. The coding region runs from base 1 to 2178 and encodes 725 amino acids. The transcript has a single exon.